UCUCUCUCAUCGAAGCAGACUCUGUUUCGUGGUUUCACCAUCCCCUCGCCGUCGCCCUGUACUCGCGCCACCGCUUCCUUCCUGUUCCUGGCAUCUCCUCUAGAGACAGAUCUUCCCUACGCCCCCGGCCGCGGCAAGCCCUCCUCCCUUUCAACCCCAAUCGCUCAAACUCGGGCCGCUGCAGGAGCUUUUCCUUCAUGCGUUCAUAACCCCUUGCUACUGUUCCACGUGGUCGCCGCCACCGCUUCCUGGCAACUCCGGCCGUAUGCGCAUCAGGCCAAUCCGCCCCGGAUGCCAUCGCUGCUGCAAGUGCUAGCAGCCGGAUGACAUACCAGUGCAGCCCGACGGCCGUGAACAAAGCAUCCUCAACCUCACGCACUAACAGCUUAGAUGUUGAGGAGCGCCUUGGCAGAGUCAAGUGUGGACAAUUAUCUAGGAAGCAAGUGAAUGGAAGUUCAAGUCACCAUACAGCAGGAUCCAUUGGAAUGCCAUUACGGGCCCCUUUUCAAGAUAUUACAAAUGUGGUUGACUCACAUAGUUUAUCAAAAGGGAAACAAGCACAAAAAAUUCUUGGUUCAGUGGAUCAUCCAAUUACUGGGACAAAACGAUCAAUCAAUCUAUCUGGCAUAUCCAUACAGUCAAAUACUCCUUCAACUGGACACGUAAGUCUACCAACAAAUGCUUCCGAGCGUAAGCGUUAUCGUGAUCGGGAAAGAUACUUGGAGAUGACUCCAGAAUAGCGCGCUGCCUACCUGGAAAGGAACCGUGAGUACAAACGGAGAAGGAAAAAUCCUGCUGCAGUUAGUGAUAAUGCACAAUCUGGGAGUCAAACUUGUACUUGUACCAAUGGAAGCAUGCACACAACUAUUCUCACCAGUUCAAUUACAGAAGGUACUGGUCAACAUAAGCGUGUAUCAGCAUUCCUGGACAAGGGCAGUGGACAUAAGAGAAGGAGAAUGUCUAAUGGGGCAGGUCGUAGUAAUACUGGAAAGGGAACACAUGAAGAUGGUGUAGCCAAUGAGCAGGAAGACCAUGACAGCACCAUCUAUGUUCCAGAUGGUUCUUUUCCUGUCCUAGAAGAUGAAACUGGGCAAUCUGAAUAUAUGACUGAAGAUGAUGAUAAAGAUGAUGAGGGUUACAUAUUCGCUGGACACGGAACGGAUUGCGUAUUAUCAUAUCGAGACCAAAACCAUGCAAAUUGUGAAAUGCAAGAGGAUCCCUUUGAUUGUAUAUAUCGGAAUGAACCAAGUGGCCAUCAUGUUUUGGAGCCAGUGCCUAACUGCACAAAUUGCAAUGCAAAACGGUUCCAGUAUGAGAAUCCAACAUUUUGUUGCAUGGGUGGCAAGGUCAAGAUAGUAACUCCAUAUGUUCCUGAUGAAAUGCGCCGACUAUACACAAGUCAAGAUCCUGACGCUAAGUACUUUCAGGACAAUAUCCGAAGCCGCAGAAGGUCGAGUUAUUGAUGAAAUUCGUGAGUAUAGAGAUGCCCGCAAUAUGGAGAAUUUACUCUUUCGACCUGAGUGAGAUGUCUCCUCCCGUUCUACAGUUACAAGUCCAUUUGCCAAAUAUGCAUUUGGUCCGUUAUAAAGACUGUGACAAUUUGGAAAAUGUGAUUAGUAUAGAAUCAUCUUCCAGGACAAUGCUUACUGAGUAUUUUAGAAUGAACUCUAUCGAUCCUUAUGCUAGAAAUUUCCUAUAUAAGGAAUUCCCUGAAUUUUAUACAUGGCAGAGGAACCACAAGACAUGGAGACAACGUACCAAGAGAAUUCAAAUAGGUCGACUUGUGGCUGCUCACCCUGCAGAAGGUGAACGCUAUUACUUGAGAAUAUUGCUAAACCAUGUGAGGGGGGCUACAUCUUUUGAUGAUUUACGUACUGUUGAUGGUGUUGUUUUCUCCACAUUUAGAGAAGCUGCAGAGAGAAGGGGUCUCAUAGAAGCAGAUGAUAGUAUUUCUGACUGUCUCACCGAAGCUGCCACAUUUCAAAUGCCCUAUGCACUUAGAAGGCUUUUUGCUACAAUUUUGGCAUUAUGCGAAGUUACAAAUGUUCGUGCAUUAUGGAACAAUCACUUUGACGCAAUGUCUGACGAUUUUCGUAGGGAGAACAUAAGUGAUGAAGCAAUCGAGAAACUCGUGCUUGGAGAUAUUCGAUAUUUGUUAUAUUCCAUGGGAAAGGACAUCAAGACCUUUGAUCUUCCAGAUCUAUUGGAUGCUGAUGAUCUGGACAGCUUAGAGGCGAGAGAAUUGAGUGAAGAAAUGUCUAUUGAAGUUGCUAAAGAAGACCUGGAGCUGCAGGCAACUUUAAACAAUGAACAACAGCUUGCUUUUGAUGAAAUAAUGGACCACGUCUUGAACCAGAAGGGUAAGGUCUUCUUCAUUGAUGGUCCAGGAGGUACAGGAAAGACGUACCUUUAUAAAGCUUUAUUGGCAAAAGUAAGAUCAAUGGGUUUGAUAGCCAUUGCAAUAGCAACAUCUGCCAUUGCAGCUUCUAUCAUGCCUGGUGGUCGGACGGCACAUUCCAGAUUUAAAAUACCAAUAAAUGUUCAAGAAGAUACUGUGUGCAACUUCAGUAAGCAGAGUGGGACAGCUGAAUUACUUCGAAGAGCAUCUUUGAUAAUUUGGGAUGAAGUUGCCAUGACAAAACGGCAAGUAGUUGAGGCACUUGAUAGAUCCCUGCAAGAUAUUACUGGUUGUAGAUCACAAUUUGGAGGUAAAGUAAUUGUGUUCGGAGGAGAUUUCCGACAAGUCCUUCCAGUAGUUAGGCGUGGCACUAGAGCCCAAAUUGUUAAUGCCAUUCUCAGAAAAUCUUAUCUAUGGGAGGAUAUAAGACAAAUAAAACUCUGGCGCAAUAUGAGAGCACAAACAGAUCCAUGGUUCUCUGAUUUUCUCUUGAGAGUUGGCAAUGGCGUUAAAGAAUCAAUUGGUGAAGACUAUGUGCAUUUACCUGAAGAGAUGGUUGUAGGUUACACACAUUCAGAGACCUCGGUUAGUAAGUUGCUAAACGAAGUAUUUCCUUCACUUGACAAGAAUGGAAGAUUACCGUCUUAUAUAAGUUCUCGUGCCAUUCUUUCCACCAAGAAUACGUGGAUGAAUUAAAUGUGAAGCUUAUAGACCGAUUUCCUGGAGAAGAAAAGGUCUACUAUAGUUUUGAUUCAGAAGUGGAUGAUACUCACAAUCACUACCCACCUGAAUUCCUGAAUUCUCUCACACCUAAUGGCCUACCUCCACAUGUUCUCAGGUUGAAAAUAAAUUGCCCUGUGAUCUUGCUUCGGAAUUUAGAUCCUCAUAAUGGGUUAUGCAAUGGAACAAGGCUUAUUAUUAAGGCAUUCCAAGAUAAUGCUAUCGAUGCUGAAAUUAUUGGAGGACAACAUGCCGGAAAGCGAGUAUUCCUUCCAAGAAUACCUUUGUAUCCUUCUGAAGAUGAUGUGCUUCCCUUCAAGUUCAAGAGAAAGCAAUUUCCAAUUCGUCUUAGCUUUGCAAUGACAAUCGAUAAAGCUCAAGGUCAAACAAUUCCGCAUGUUGGUAUCUACCUUCCAGAACCUGUGUUCUCUCACGGUCAACUAUAUGUUGCAUUGUCCCGAGGAAUAUCAAGGCAAACGACAAGAAUACUUGCCAAGCCAAACAGGGAUGUCGACCCAUCAGGAAAAAGUACCAAAAAUAUUGUCUAUAAGGAGGUUUUGGCAUGAUAAAUGUAUAUAAUGCAUAACUGUCUUUGUUUCAUAUAUAUGAGCAUGCUUUACUUUGUCUCAUAAUAUUGGUAUGUUGAUAAUUGUUGAGAUUUUUUUAUAAAUAUACGCAUAUAUUAGAAUCAUGAAUAACAUAGGCCUUAUAUUCUAAUAUGUUCUAUAGAUAUAUGAACACAUAAUGUUUUCUGUUCAGAGAGAGCAUGAAUGGAGUAUUGUGCUACUAUUGUCAACUUUUUUGUUUGCUGUAGUUCUAAGUUUGUGUCCAGAAGAUCAUCAACUAGAUCAGGAUCCUUGUUUCAUGUAUAAUACACCGAAUCAUUUUUAUGUGCAAACCAUGAAUUUGAUUUGCUAAGCUGGAAUUUGGUCAUUUAUGUUUUUUGAUUAUGCUAGCCUUAGAUUGCACAAAACCAUGAUCGACAUUGCAGACUGGUUUUAUACCAUAUAGAAGGUGUUGUUUUUAUCUUGUCAUUGAAUGCCUCUUCGCACAUUUUUUGUCUCAAUACUUAACUUGAUACACUCUCAUGUUGGCAAGGUCAAUUGGAAUCUUAUGCCUUUAUGGAUCAUGAACUUGAAAUGAAGGCUUCUGCUGAGCUCUAAGCAUCCAUGCUUCAGGCAACAUUACUAUUAGGUGCCAGCUUCAUUUUGGCAUGAGCUACCCUCUUUAGUUGUGGAUUUGAAAAAUGUUAGUAAAAGAAGUGUAUGUAUCUAUAUGUACUGUUGUACGUGACAUAGCUGUCUAUAAACAAUAUGUGAGAUCAACCCUGAAAACAAACUCAGCUCGCAAAUAGCAAUAAUUGUAUGGUGGGCGAUUCUACCGUGACCUAUUUGGUUAUAAGUUAUUGAUGUUUGACUUGUAGC
Triticum aestivum (bread wheat) is the source of this 4542-nucleotide messenger RNA. Its product is annotated as ATP-dependent DNA helicase PIF1. The coding region runs from base 1463 to 3094 and encodes 543 amino acids. NCBI's taxonomy places the organism in Eukaryota, Viridiplantae, Streptophyta, Magnoliopsida, Poales, Poaceae. The transcript is spliced from 7 exons. Gene Ontology annotation, molecular function: DNA helicase activity. The record is from RefSeq and is a predicted model, not a curated record. Gene Ontology annotation, biological process: telomere maintenance; DNA repair.